Messenger RNA from Loxodonta africana (African savanna elephant), 7135 nucleotides. RefSeq names its product zinc finger and BTB domain containing 49 (gene ZBTB49). Gene Ontology annotation, cellular component: nucleus. Gene Ontology annotation, biological process: regulation of transcription by RNA polymerase II. The coding region runs from base 135 to 2432 and encodes 765 amino acids. The transcript has 8 exons. The record is from RefSeq and is a predicted model, not a curated record. Gene Ontology annotation, molecular function: DNA-binding transcription factor activity, RNA polymerase II-specific; protein binding. NCBI's taxonomy places the organism in Eukaryota, Metazoa, Chordata, Mammalia, Proboscidea, Elephantidae.
ACGAAACGGAAGCCGGAGGGCGGGCCCGGCCAGUAGAGGGGGCGUUGGCAGAAUGGUUCCGCGGCCGGCGGUGCUGAGCGAGCUGUGCUGAAGGCGGUGGCGGCGGCGGCGGCAGGUCUCUCGGAUGGUCUAGCAUGGACCCUGUUGCUGCUCACAGCUGCCACCUCCUUCAGCAGCUGCACGAGCAGCGGAUCCAGGGCCUGCUCUGCGACUGUAUGCUGGUGGUGAAAGGAGUCUGCUUCAAAGCGCACAAGAACGUCCUUGCCGCCUUCAGUCAGUACUUCAGGAGCCUCUUUCAGAAUUCUUCAGGCCAGAAGAAUGACGUCUUUCACUUGGAUAUUAAAAACGUCAGCGGCAUAGGGCAGAUCCUGGACUUCAUGUACACCUCUCAUCUGGAUCUUAACCAGGACAACGUACAAGUCAUGCUGGACAUAGCGCACUGUUUACAAGUUCAGAGCGUCCUGAAUCUCUGUCACACAUUUCUAAAAUCGUCUGCCGCAGACCAGCCACCUGCCAUGCCUUGCAAUAGUAACUUCUCCCUGCAGAGUACCUUGACUCCUGAUGCUAACUGUGUCAUAAAUGAGAAUUACCCUCCUCAGUUACUGCACGAAUGUUCGCCAGAUGCACAGCAUAGUAAAGUUUUGGAUGAGCCGCCAUCUCACGCACCACCAUCCGUGACUCUUCCUAACUCCUCAGGCGAAAUGCCAAAACAAGCCCCAGAUACUCUAGAUGGCAGCUGCCCAGAACUGCCCUUUAAGCAGCCAAGUUACUGUUACAAACUCAGAAACUUUUACAGUAGGCAGCACUAUAAACAAGCUACUUGUCCCAGUCACGAGAGAGUAAUGGAGCCGCCUUUCACUUACAGUACAUCCACAGACCUUAAUGCAGUAGAAAACCCACCUUGCGCCGUCAGUCAUCCCGAAUGUAUCCUGGACUCUUCUGAGCACUUGCCGUCCAACUUCCUGGCCCAGCCUCUGAGUGAAUCCACCCCUGACCCGGAAUCAGACAGCACGUGCCCGCAGCCUGCCAAACAGAUGAGGCUCAAAAAGGCCAUUCACCUUAAGAAACUAAAUUUCCUCAAGUCACAGAAAUCUGCAGAGCAAACAUCUGAGCCCAAAUCAAACGACGAUUUAACCAAGACGAUUGGGUCCACCAGUGAAAACACGACAGAGAAGGGCAGCAGCCAAAGUACAGAAGAAAAAGAGAGUGAAGAACUAGUCAGUUCGGAGAAUUUUAGUUGCGUGAACGAAAUGGAAAGACCCGAAGACCCCGCUGCGUUGGAAGACCAGCCACAGGCUCUGCAGUCGCAGAGACAGUACGCCUGUGAACUGUGUGGGAAAGCCUUUAAACACCCGAGCAACCUGGAGCUUCACAGGCGCUCUCACACAGGUGAGAAACCUUUUGAAUGUAACAUUUGUGGGAAACAUUUCUCUCAGGCAGGUAAUUUGCAGACUCACUUACGGCGGCAUUCUGGUGAAAAACCGUACAUCUGCGAGGUCUGUGGAAAGAGGUUCGCCGCCUCUGGGGAUGUCCAGCGUCACAUCAUCAUCCAUUCGGGAGAAAAGCCACACCUGUGUGACAUCUGCGGCCGAGGGUUUAGUAAUUUCAGUAACCUGAAGGAGCACAAGAAGACGCACACAGCUGACAAAGUCUUCACCUGCGACGAGUGUGGGAAGUCGUUCAACAUGCAGAGAAAGCUGGUGAAGCACCGGAUUCGGCACACGGGGGAGCGGCCCUACAGCUGCUCGGCCUGUGGAAAAUGUUUCGGGGGAUCCGGGGACCUCCGCAGGCACGUGCGCACGCACACGGGGGAGAAGCCGUACACCUGCGACAUCUGUCACAAGUGCUUCACGCGCUCGGCUGUGCUGCGGCGCCACAGGAAGAUGCAUGGCAAGGCCGACACGGACAGCCGGGGCGCCGGCGAGGGGCUCGGCCACACCGGCGAGGCCCCCGACCCGGAGAGGUCGCAGAGCUCCGACUCCUUCCCCCAGGACGUGUCCGUGACUUUGAUGCCAGUGUCCGUGAAGCUCCCCGUCCACCCAGCGGAAAAUUCUGCCACAGAAUUCGAUAGCCGCUGUGCAGGCCCCUAUUGUAAGCUGCGGUCCAUGAUUCAGUCUCAGGCCGUCAACGACCAGGAGAAACUGAGCUUGGACCCGGUUAAACUCGCCAAGCCCCCGAUGCAGCCGACAGCGCACCCGGCGUAUGCCUACGCGGACGUGGAGGCCCCGGCGGCCGACGAGCCGCUGCCGGCCGACAGCAUGUCCAUCAUCCGCUCGUCCCUGGCAGCCCUGGACAAUCACUGCGGUGAUGCUCUAGGUGGCCGUGCACCUUCCACAGCUUACAGGAACUCAGAGGGGCAGUUUUUCUCCAGCAUGACUCUCUGGGGUCUAGCGAUGAAGACACUGCAGAAUGAAAGCGAGCUGGACCAGUGAUGGUCUAAGCCAGUGGUGGUGCAAGCCAGGGGUGGGCUUUGUCAGGGGUGGUCUACACCAGUGGUGGUAUGCGCCAGGGGUGGUAUGUGCCAGGUGUGGUCUUCAGCAGGGUUGGUCUGCUCCAGGGCAGGUCUUCGCCAGUGGUGGUCUAUGCCAGCAGUGGUCUGCACCAGUGGCAGCCUACUCCAGGGUAGGUCUAUGCCAGCGGUGGUCUGCACCAGCGUGUCUCCCCAGGAGAGUCGCUCCAAGUCUGGCGGACUGGUACCAGGGCUGCAGAGGUGAACCAUUUUCCUCAUGCCUGGUCCAUGCUAACCAGCCAGAGAGUAUUUGGAUCAUUUCCCUCCUGAUGGUGGCUGGCAGUUGGAAGCAGCUUGAGCUCAGGGUUUGGCACAAAGGCCUGCUGGCUCACCCUUGAGGCAGCCAUGGGAGCGGAGGGCUUGAACCACAGAUGCCAAAGGCUUGAGAAAGUCUCCCCCUAAGUGUAGCUAGCACAAUAGAGGGCAUACUCUGUGUCAACUACUGUACAUUUUGGUCCUGUUAAAGAGAAAACUAUAUAUAAUACAAAUAUUAUUUUUACAAAAUUGAAAUGUAGCAUUUUGUAUUUUUAAAUAUUUACACAGAGGUUCUAUUUGUAUAUGAAACUCAGACUAUAAUUUAAUUUGAAUAAAUGAAACUUGCCUUUCUAUAUAAUACUGUUUGUUUCCGCCAGCAUUUUUAUUAAUACAAUCUGCCCUCCGUAUCUAUGUGUUCCGCAUCUGCCAAUUCAUUGAACCAUGGAUCGAAAAUAUUUGGGAAAAAGCCCUUUUUUUCUUGUCAUUAUUCCCUAAGCAAUACCGUAUAACAACUGUUUACAUAGCAUGUACGUUGUAUUAGGUAUUCUGAGUAAUCUCGAGAUGAUUUAAAGCAUACUACACCGUUACAUAAGGGACUCGAGCACCCUCGGAUUUUGAUAUAGGGGUGGUGUGUCCUGGAACCACGCCCCCACAGGUACUGAGGGAUGCCUGUAUAAAGACCAAACCGAACCAGUUGCCCUCGAGUCCAUUCUGACUCAUGGUGACCCCAUGUGUGUCAAAGUAGAACUGUGCUCCACAGGGUUUUCAAUGGCUGGUUUUUGGGAAAUGGAUUGCCAGGCAUUUCUUCCAAGGCACCUCUGGGUGGAUGCGAACCUCCAGCCUUCCAGUUAUCAGGCAAAUGCAUUUACUGCCCCCACCCAAGGACUCCAGUCUAAAGACCAUAGUGAUAUAAAGUAGGUAUCAGCGUGGACUCACUUGUGAGCUUAAGUCCUAGGCUUAACUAUUCUCCCAUCUUGGUUCACUAGACUUUGGAGGCAGUCAGAAUAGAGAGUGCAUCCUGGCUGCUGCUUACUGAUGAAGUCAUGGGCAGCCUACUCACCCUCACCAAGUUCUUUCUGGACUUUCUCUUCUGUACUAUGAGAUAAAUGUCUUCCCACACACUUACAAGACUUACGGGACACAACCAUAUACUUGAAAAUACCUAACCCAAACCAAAGAUGCAAGGGAAAGAUUAAUCCAAAGGACUAAUGGGCCACAACUACCACAGCCUCCACCAGACUGAGUCCAGCACAACAAGAUGGUGCCCGACUACCAACACCGACUGCUCUGACACGGACCACAACAGAGGGUCCUGCACAGAGCUGGAGGAAAAUGUAGAACAAAAUUCUAACUCACAAAAAAAGACCAGACUUACUGUCUGACAGAGAAUGGAGAAACCCGAGAGUAUGGCCCCUGGACACCUUUUUAACUCAGUACUGGAGUCACUCCUGAGAUUCACCCUUCAGCCAAAGAUUAGAUAGGUCCACAAAACAAAACAAGACUAAAUGGGCACACCAGCUCAGGGGCAGAGAUGAGAAGGCAGGAGGGGACAGGAAAGAUGGUAACAGGGAAGCCAAGGUCAAGAGGGGGAGAGUGUUGACAUGUCGCCGGAUUGUUAACCAACGUCAUAAAACAAUAUGUGUAUUACUUGUUUAAUGAGAAACUAAUUUGCUCUGUAAACCAUCUAAAGUACAAAAAGAAAAAAAAAAAAAAUCCCUGGGCCAGGGGCGGUGCUUGACAGGGUUUCCUGGUAUCUGUUUCCUUCAACUUCUCAGCAGACUCAAUGGCUUCUGAGACAUGGUGUUCACAGCACUGCCGCUAGAACAUCACAGUGCGAUAAUGUACGGGAGAAUAUUGUCACCUAGGCACAAACGACAUGCAUUGUUUACCUGUAUAACUGCUUGCACAAAGGACUAGAUUGAAACCACCCCAAAUACUCUUAUUCUCAGCUAUAACUCAGAGAAGCUCUCUACUCAGGGAGAGAAACGUGGGCAGGUGAGGAUUUUCAUAGAAAAGCAGCUUGCUUGCAGAGUAGAAUAUCAGCUUUGGAGUCAAUUCAGGUUCAAGUCCUUGUUUUCCCAACCAUUCACCACGUUGCAGCCCUGCAAGACUGGCUUAUUGUAAGGUGCUGUCGAGUUGGUUACAACUCAUAGCAGCCCUGUGUUCAACAGAAUGAAACACCGCCUGGUCCUGCGCCAUCCUCACAAUGAUUGUUAUGCUUGAGCCCAUUGUUGCAGCCACCGUGUCAAUCCAUCUCAUCAAGGGUCUUCCUCUUUUUUGCUGACCCUUUACAAAGCAUGGAAACCCUGGUGGUGUAGUGGUUAAGUGUUACGGCUGCUAACCAAAGAGUCGGCAGUUUGAAUCCACCAGGCACUCCUUGGAAACUCUAUGGGGCAGUUCUACUCUGUCCUAUAGGGUCUCUAUGCGUCGGAAUCGACUCGAGAGCACUGGAUUUGGUUUUUUGGUCUACGAAGCAUGAUGUCCUUCUCCAGGGACUUGUCCCUCCCGAAAACAUGUCGAAUGUACGUCAGACGAAGUCUCGCCUUCCUAGCUUCUAAGGAGCAUUUCUGGCUGCACUACUUCCAAGACAGAUUGUUCUUUUGGCAGUCCAUGGUAUAGUCAAUAUUCUUCGCCAACACCAUAAUUCAAAGACAUCAGUUUUUCUUCAGUUUUCUUUAUUCAUUGUCCAGCUUUCACAUGCAUAUGAGGUAAUUGAAAAUACCAUGGCUUGGGUCAGGCCCACCUUAGUCCUUAAAGUGACAUCUCUGCUCUUUAACACUUUAAAGAAGUCUUUGCAGCAGAUUUGCCCAGUGCAAUGUCAUUUGAUUUUUUGACUGCUACUUCCACGGGCUUUGAUUGCGGAUCCAAGUAAAAUGAAAUCCUUGACAACUUCAAUCUUUGUUCAUCAUGAUGUUGCUCAUUGGUCCAGUUGUGAGGAUUUAUGUUUUUUUUUAUGUUGAGGUGUAAUCCGUACUGAAGGCUGUGGUCUUUGAUCUUCAUCAGUAAGUGUUUCAAGUCCUCUUCACUUUCAGCAGGCAAGGUUGUGUCAUCUACAUAACACAGGUUGUAAAUGAGUCUUCCUCCAAUCCUGAGGCCGUGUUCUUAAUAUUGUCCAGCUUCUCAGAUUAUUUGCUCAGCAUACAGAUUGAAUAAGUAUGGUGAAAGGAUACAAUUCUGAUGCACACCUUUCCUGACAUUAAGCCAUGCAGUAUCCCCUUGUUCUCUUCAAACCACUGCCUCUUGGUCUAAGUACAGGUUCUUCAUAAGCACAAUUAAGUGUUCUGGAAUUACCAUUCUUUGCAAAGUUAUCCAUAAUUUGUUAUGAUCCACACAGUUGAAUGCCUUUGCAUAGUCUAUAAAACACAGGUAAACAAGUGAGCUGGAAGCGCUCACUCAUCUAUGCCAAGAAAUUUGGAAGAAAGCUACCGGGCCAAGGGACUGGAAGAGAUUCAUAUUUGUACCCAUUCCAAAGCAAGGUGGUCUAACAGCAUGUGGAAAUUAUAGAAGAAUAUCAUUAAUAUCACACACAAGUAAAAUUUUGCUGAAGAUCAUUCAAAAGCAGCUGUAGCAGUACAUCGACAGGUAACUGCCGGAAAUUCAAGCCAGAUUCAGAAGAGGACGUGGAAUGAGGGAUAUCAUUGCUGAUGUCAGAUGGAUCCUGGCUGAGAGCAGAGAAUACCAGAAGGAUGUUUACCUGUGUUUUAUUGACUAUGCAAAAGCGUCGACUCUAUGGAUCAUAGCAAAUUAUGGAUAAUGUUGUGAAGAAUGGGAAUUCCAGAACACUUAAUUGUGCUCAUGGGGAACCUUUACAUGGAUCAGGAGGCAGUUGGAACAGAACAAGGGGAUACCGCAUGGUUUAAAAUCAGGAAAGGCGUGCAUCAGAGAUGUGUUCUUUAACCACAUUUAAUCUAUAUGCUGAGCGAAUAAUCCAAGAAGCUGGACUAUAUGAAGAAGAACGGGGCAUCAGGAUUGGAGGAAGACUCAUUUACAACCUGUGUUAUGCAGAUGACACAACCUUGCUUGCUGAAAGUGAAGAGGACUUGAAGCAUUUAUUGAUGAAGAUCAAAGACCACAGCCUUCAGUAUGGAUUACACCUUAACGUAUAGAAAACAAAAAUCCUCACAACUGGACCAAUAAGCCAUAUCAUGACAAAUGGAGAAAAGAUUGAAGUUGUCAAGGAUUUCAUUUUACUUGGAUCCGCAAUCAGCAUCCAUGGAACAGCAGUCAAGAAAUCAAAUGAUGCACACACACACACAAAAAGACGCAUUUCAUUGGGCAAAUCUGCUGCAAAAGACUUCUUUAAAGUGCUGAAAAGCAAAGAUGUCACUUUAAGGACUAAGGUGGGCCUGACCGAAGCCAUGGUGUUUUCAG